Striga asiatica is the source of this 1733-nucleotide messenger RNA. The record is from the annotation of a GenBank genome assembly. NCBI's taxonomy places the organism in Eukaryota, Viridiplantae, Streptophyta, Magnoliopsida, Lamiales, Orobanchaceae.
UUUUAAAUUAACUUUUACUUAAACUCUUAUCAAGUAAAACACAUUUACAAAUUAAAAAAUCUCACCUAUUAAUUUGGUGGUUUAACUGAAAACUGUGUACUACUAACAAGACAUUGAUUAAAAUUUCCAUCAAUUUCUGGGAUUGGAUUCAAUCUUUCGGCCCUACAAUUACAUGAGAAAGUAUCCCCACACAUCUCACUGCAUGUGAAUCCCUUCAAAAAUCGAAUAAUCCCCUCUGUGGUUAGAUCUUUCAUAGUAUCUAAUGUACACUGUUUAUUUAUAAAUAGCUUAGCCACUUACAAUAGUGAGAAAGGUGUUUGGAAAAGAGUUCUUUAAGAUCUGGGUUUUGUUAGUGUUGUCAAUGGGGAGCUCAGAAGAGAGAGUUGUUGCUGUGAUCAUGGUGGGUGGGCCCACUAAAGGGACUAGAUUCAGGCCAUUGUCUUUGAAUAUUCCAAAGCCGCUUUUUCCCCUUGCUGGACAACCUAUGGUUCAUCAUCCUAUCUCGGCUUGCAAACGGAUCCCAAAUCUAGCGCAGAUCUAUCUUAUUGGUUUUUAUGAGGAGCGCGAGUUUGCAUUGUUUGUGUCGUCUAUUUCAAAUGAGCUUAGACUGCCCGUCAGAUAUUUGAAAGAGGAAAAACCACAUGGUUCAGCUGGUGGACUCUACAACUUCAGGGAUUAUAUCAUGGAAGACAAUCCGUCACAUAUUGUGCUACUGAACUGUGAUGUUUGCAGCAGCUUUCCACUCCCUGAGAUGCUCGAGGCCCACAAAAGCUAUGGUGGGAUUGGAACAAUUUUGGUGAUCAAGGUUUCUCCCGAGUCUGCUCAUCAGUUUGGUGAACUUGUGGCUGAUCCUGUUUCAAAUGAGCUCUUGCAUUAUGCUGAGAAACCUGAAACUUUUGUCAGUGACCGUAUCAAUUGUGGCGUGUACAUAUUUACCCCAGAAAUAUUUACUGCUAUUCGAGAUGUGUCCACUCAACGGAAAGAAAGAGCUAUACUAAGACGUUUAACCAGCUUCGAAGCCCUUCAGCCUGCAAAUAGGAGUCUACCGACUGAUUUUGUAAGAUUGGAUCAAGAUAUUCUAUCACUCCUUGCUGGGAAAAAGCAGUUUUACGUAUUCGAGACAAGGGAUUUUUGGGAACAAAUAAAAACUCCAGGAAUGUCCUUGAAAUGCUCUGGACUCUAUCUAACCCAAUAUCGAUCCAUCUCACCGCAACUUUUAGCAAGUGAAAAUGACUCCAAAAAUGCUACUAUUUCGGGAGAUGUAUACAUUCAUCCUUCGUCAAAAGUUCAUCCAACUUCAAAGAUUGGUCCAAAUGUUUCAAUCUCGGCCAAUGCACGAAUAGGAGCUGGUGCAAGGCUCGUUAGCUGCAUUAUACUCGAUGGCGUCGAGAUUAAGGAAAAUGCUGUUGUUAUUCACGCAAUUGUCGGCUGGAAAUCCUCCAUCGGCAGAUGGUCCAGAGUCCAGGCUUCAGGAGAUUACAACGCGAAACUCGGAGUUACGAUUCUUGGUGAAUCAGUGAUAGUAGAAGAUGAAGUUGUGGUAAUCAAUAGCAUUGUGCUUCCAAACAAGACACUAAAUGUUAGUGUUCAAGAGGAAAUCAUACUGUAAAACACACACACACACACACACUGAAAUCUAUAUAUAUGUAAUAAGAAUUAUUAUUUACCAAAAAUAGUAAGCAAAAAAAUCUGGCAACAUUAAUUGCAUACCAUUUUCGACAAGUUUUGUUUUA